AGUUUGGGACCGCCUUCCGGUCUUCCUUCCGCUCGGUGCUCCGCGGGGGUCAGUCAGUACAGGAUGCCUCAGUCUGGGUUCAGCUUGGAGUGCAGGCGGACGGGAGCUCAUCACAACACCUGUAAGGCCAAGGAUCGGCUCGACGGCCACAUUCCUGAUGCGCGUUGGAUUAACGGCACAGACCCCCGACGUGGAGCCACUGAGAGCACUGAAGCUGGCCCGCUGGACCGCCCCGAUCCCCGGCGCAUCAUUUAUGGUUAUUAUAACUCUGGCUACGGCCACAGGAGUACUAAAGCUGUGUCACCGAAGAAGAACCCUUCGACACAAGCGCUUCCAGCACGCCAUGAUGGUGCCGCUGCCAGAAGACUCGAAGGUGCGGCCGCGCUGGGCUGUGCGGCGGCCAGCGGUGCCACCAGGUUUGGCGCUCUCACUCCGUCCGCUGCGUCUGGACAAGCAGGACCAGAUCCCAGCUCGUCUGCAUCCAGGAAGAAACAAAGGGGAAGGAAAUACUUCAGGGACAAGAAGAAAAGAGACAGGGACGUGGACCCUCCAGGAAGUUACACGCACACCCUGAUGGCGCCGCAAGAGAACGAAGACUGGGAGGAAGAGAUCCAGGAGGUCGCUCUCAGAAACAGGGGAGAGAUGAAUUCACUGACCACAGCUUACGGUCCAGAAGACACGCUCCACUUCUUCCUGCAGGAUCUGACCCUGCGGCAGAGCGACUGGGCCGACGCGCUGGCGGAGGCUGAUUACGUCCCGGCCGUGCACCACGCACACCCGAUCCGAUGGCGCUGCUGCCACGUUCCCGUCCAAUCAGAGCAGUUCGCAGACGCUGAGGAGUAAGCCACAGGCUAGAUUACAGCCAGUGUAGAAAAAGAGCUUGUUGCUCAGAGCUUCUGCAGCUGGGUUGUAGCUCCGAGUAGGAUAUUAUCAUACGGGUUUGUUUAUUUUCCUCAAGUAGGGAAUCAGUUUGAUAAAUUAAAAGGCAAAUAUUUCCUCAGGUUCAGCAUAAAUAAGUCAUAAACUGUUCGCAGGUUCUUUAAUUCUAAUAUUUUAUAGGAUCUUUUAGUUAGGGUUUUGCUUGUUCUUAACUAGCUUUUGCCUUUUGCUCGACUUUACGCUGUCCGUCCUGUUUUUGAUACUUUUAAUUAGAAUUUUAAUAGUUUUGUUUCAAAUGCCCAAAAGCGGAAGGUGGCUCGCUGGAGAAGAGUGAUCAUUUGUAUUGUUUACCAAAUAGCACCAAAUAGUUCAUCAGAAAGACACACUAGGUUUGUGCUUUCCUCUGACAGUCGCAGGAAAGUCAGCGUGACGCUGGAAAUGUGGUUUGAUUAUGUAACGACGCCAACAUGUCUGCUUGUUCAUGCAAUACUUUUCAUUUUCUCAUCUGCAUGCAAUAAAUCCGG
Molecule: messenger RNA, 1403 nt
Organism: Fundulus heteroclitus (mummichog)
Lineage: Eukaryota; Metazoa; Chordata; Actinopteri; Cyprinodontiformes; Fundulidae
Exons: 4
Coding region: 64-843 (259 amino acids)
Source: RefSeq, a predicted model, not a curated record